AGAUCAGCAAGAAAUUUAUCUAUCAGCUGAUGCAGGCUUUGGAAAAACUUCUUUCUCAAAAUAUCUUGCUAUCACGUGGUGUCAGGCUCAUUGUCACGAUGAAAACUACGCCUGUUUUAAGGAUGACGAGUUAAAGACGUUAUUUGACUUUAAGUUCUUAUUUUUGGUUUUAUUAAGAGACUGUACCUCUGUUUGUAACAUUGACGAUAUGAUUGAACAGCAAAUUACUAAGAAACUUCCUUCAUCAACAUCACUAGACGAAGUUUUAUGUAAAGAAAAAUGCUUGAUUGUAUUGGACGGUCUUGAUGAAUGGACUCACCCAGAUAACAGUUGUUGCGAAGUCACAGAAAAAAUCCCACAUCGGUACGUACGUGAUAAUUGCGUUAUCCUAACAACAACUCGACCAUGGAAGCUUGGAGUUUCAAAUCUCAAAACAAGUCAAAUAAACAAAAAAGUAGAAUUGGUUCAAUUAAGUGCAAAUUCUACGCGGCAAUUGGAGGAAAAUGCUAUAAGAAAAAUGACAGGUAUCCAUAACGAUAGAGUAUUGUAUCGUAAAACACGGAACUUUAAUAAAGUGAUACGUGACCGUGGCCUAAAGCACAUGCAAGUGAUUCCACUCCUUCUCAUGUAUAUAGUUUGCUUAUGGUGCAACAACAUUCCUAUAGGAAAUUCAAAACAUGAAAUUUACACCAAUAUCAUUGAAUUUCUAUUAGCGAGAACGUCAAAGAAACACCCGGAAGUUCAACCAUCUUGUGAAUCGUCUGCCAGUGAAGUUCCAGAUUACUUCAAAAGUCAUGAAUUUUGUAAAAGGUUUUACAGUCUUAUAACAUCAUUAGCAGAAUUAGCUUACCAAACAUUAUUUAACGAAACCAGGGAAAACACGCUUGUAUUUGAUAGAACGAUUGCUGAAAAAUAUAUUAAAGCGGACGACAUGAAAUUAAGUCUUCUCUCAGGAAUAAUGUCUGAAAGUAGAAGUAAAACAUUAAUCCAAGAAAUAAUCAAAGUAUCGUUUUCUCACAAAUCAGUGCAAGAAUUCUUUGCUGCAAUAUUUAUAAGUUCUCAAAUUGACGCUCAUAAGACUGUUGUAGAAAAAUGUAAAAAUGUGCACGACAUUCUGAACAUGUCCGAUGUUUUUGAAUUUAUAUGUAAAAUGAAUGCUGACCGGAUGUAUGCUAUAUCAAAUGAUUUGAUGUCUGUGAUAAAUGAAGACAAGGAAACAUACGACUAUAGAACUAGGACAGGCCAUGAGAACAUGUACAAUAAUCCAUUGUAUAACAUACAGAAAAAGUUCGUGUCGUAUUUAGAAAAAAUGCCUGAAAGUGAAAAUAUUCAGUUAUGUUUACAAGAUUUCUUCAUUAACAAGGACACCGAGGACAGUGCGCAGUUACAACGUUUGUUAAAACAAAAUAAAACCAACAUAAAAUCACUUUAUAUAAACAUCAGCGAUACUGACGGCAGUUUACGUGAAAUUAUAGAUUUAUUCUCUCUCACAGAUCUCAGUCAUAUACAGAAACUUUAUUGUUGGGGUGGAAUGAAGGAGGCUGAGAUAAAUCGGAUAAUGUUUUCCAGUUUACAGAACGUAUAUUUGUGGAGAGGUACAUGGACAAAUGCUGAGAAAAAUCUAAGUAAAAACAUGUCGCGAUUACCAUACCUACAAUAUUUAUAUAUUAACCACUUCACGUUAUCUCACACAAUACUGGAUACAUUUUUCAACUUUAUCUCCGGUCAAAAAUCAAUGAAAGAGUUAAGAUUGUUGAGCUUAGAUUGUAAAGAACAUGGCGGCAAUGAUUGUAUAAGAUUGAACUUGGACGUGUCUACACAUUCAAAUCUAUCAAAUUUAUAUUUGGAGGAAUUACCUUGGAGGCUACAAUUAAAUAUAUCAGCACCGUCAUUAGUUUAUGUUAGGUUGUGGGGAAUCAAUCUAGAUGAAAGUUCAUUGUUACUGUCACGUGACAUAUUGAAUAUUGAACGUGUGGUGCUAGGACAUAUAGAAAUGUCUGCAGGGAAUUUACAGAACUUUAUUUCCGUGCUUGAAAAUCUGCCACAGUCAGUUUCAAUAUUGAUGUCCGCCAUAAAACCGAAAAUAGAAUAUGAACGUAUUAGAGAAAAUAUUUUGAGUUCACAAACAUUUCUUGUGAUAAAUGACGGAUGGUUGGAGAACUUUGAGUUCAUAACAAUAAAAACAAGCAAGGAAUAGACAAGAAAAAACAUUGUAAAAUAACUUUAAGAAAUUUCUUCAAUAAUUUUAGAUAAUCAAAUAGAUAAAAACAGAAUCCCUAAAGAAAGCCCAACACGGCAAAAUUGAAAAUGUUGCAGGCUCGGUUUGAUUGAGCCUGUUCAUGGACGGUACUGGAAAGUGCAAGUUACCGUCCACGCCCCCUAGCACCGGCUUAAGCAGAAUUCAACAUUUAAACAUGAAAUAGUAAAAUUUUGAAUUUAGAAACAUCCGCAGAUGUGUUCAUACGGCGGUUAUCAUGGAACCUUCAAUGUGACACUUCCGUGCCAUUCCAUGAAAAGCGGCGUAUGGUCCCCAAGUAAUAAAACGCGUGUGCCCUAAACGAGAAAACAAUGGGCGGAACUAAAUAAAAUGGAUUUUUGAAAGGGGAUCGGAGGUUAUGAAGCCUGCGUAUCACAGAUAAGACGUCAAAAGACAAAUUUAAAAAGCAGGCAACAUAUCCUAAGGGUGAUUCAACAUUAUUCAAGUAGGAAUAUUGGAACCACCCAACUAGAAAAUGCCGAAAAGUAGAAACUAAAAUACCACAAGCACAACAAUAAUGUCGUGCUGAACGAUCUUCAAGGAUCGAAAAUAUAACAUCAUUGAUUAAAUGUACGGGGAGACUUUUUACAGCCGCCACACGGCACAAAUAACACGGAUGUGUUAAAACAUUUUAAAGAUUGACACUCAGGAACAAAAUGGCGACAAUAUAAUAUACACUAUUAACUUUAAUAAGGACAUAUAUGUACUUCCGUUAUUAAUUUUUAUAUAACGGGACAGUCCUUUAAAUUAAAACAUUUAAUUAUCAUUAUUAUUAAAUAGAAAGUAUGCUAGUAAGUUUUUGCAGGAAGAUUAAUGGAUAAAAAAGUUAGUUAGAAUGUGGAAAUAUUUCACAGGUAAGUCAUUUUAUACUAAAUGUUUUAUAUUUAUUUGUCAUUAUUCAUGCAUAUGUAAGAACUGAAAUAGGUAAAUAACUGUACUUUCAACAACUUUAAGUGAAACAUCAAGUAUAUUAAACAAAUCAAAAACAUGUAUUUUAAUAUUUCCCAUGACUUUUUAUUAUUUAAUAAGACUUGAUGUUCAUGCCUUUUUAACAAAGACUUUAGACAGAUUAAUACAGAUUGAUACACAUUGUAUACGUGACAAGUAUUUAUGUAUUAAAUGGUACCACAACCUCUACCUUCUAGAUUGAUCCCCGGUAUACAUUUAUAUAGUUAAAUAUACAUUGCUUGGGUUUGGGUUGUGCAAAGAUGACUCUCCAUAGAUGUGCAAAAAUGAUAUUUUUUGGUAAAUUUUCUUCAUUCUCAAUACUUCCAAAAGUGUUAUGUAUCUAUUAUUUCUGGUAAGGUUUUUGUUGUUAUGUCAUACAAUUAAGGUACGUACAUGUAUUUGCAAUUUUAUGUUAAAGUCUACUUAGUCUCUACAUGUGAACCAAGCGUGUUCAAAUUGAUGAUUUUCGUUUCAUACUAAACAUUAUCUUAUGUGCAUAUACUAAGUUUAUACAAGCAUAACCCCGGAGUAAAAUAAGGCCAGGUCCCUUGGGGGAUGGGGUUAUUGGUCAUAGUGACUUCCAUACCUGCAACUGACUUUCCAUAGCACCCAGUGACUUCAAUAGCAACCAUUGAAUUCCCUUAUCAACAAUUGAUUUCUAUAGCAAUUAUUAACUUCCCAAAGAACCAGUGACUUCUAUUGCAUUAAUUGACUUUCCGUAGCAACCACUGACUUUCAAUUGUCACAAUUUUAUUUCAGAGCAGUUACUUGUUUUCAAAAUAACAAUGGAAUGUUUAUAAGAAAACAGAAACUCACAAAGCAACCCUUGACUUUCCAAAGUAACCCUUGACUUGACAAAAGCAACCAGUGAUUUCCCAAAGUAGCAUUUCACUCUCCAAAGUAACCCUUGACUUUUAAAAGCAAACAGUGAAUUGAAAAGCAUCUAUUUGAUUUCCUUAGCAACCUGUGUUUUUACAACCAUUGACUUUCUAUGAAAAACAGGGCAACAUUAUGUAAACGUAGGACUUUCCUAAGUUACAAUUUACUAUCAUAGCAACCAAUGACUUUCAUAGAAACUACUAACUUCCAUAGCAACCACUGAUUUUUCUAAGCAAUCCGUAAUCAUAUAACUAUACCUUGAACAGAAACCAGCUGUGACUUUCUUUUUGUGUUAUUUAGAGCGUUUAAAAUAAUUAUCAACUGAGUGAUGUAAGAGCAAUCAUGGACUUCAACUAUGUGUUGAUAUAAAAAUAAAAAUAUAAUGCUUUGCAAUACUAACUUCAUUAUUUAUAAAAUUUGCAUUUUUAUCGCUUCAGUGGCCUUGGAUCAAUAUUUCAAAUUCUUUAUGAUAGAGAACCUCUCGUGAUGUUCGACUUUAUGAUUUGUGUGGUGAUAGAUCAAUUUCAUUGAGAUAUGUUUUGAACAACUUUUUAAGGAAACAAAAAGUUCAUGUUUCUAGGUGUGAUCCAAAACUUUAAUGCUGCAUCAGAAGAAAAAAAGGACAUUUUUUGCAGAGCAAAAGAUUGUACGAGUAUCUUAUUACGCUGUCGUAUUAUUUACGAAACAUUGGUUGUUUUACAUAAAAUAACGUGGAUAUCUACUCGAAUCUAAAUCAUUUACAUGUACUUCAUCUUGCUGACAGAAGGUCCGUGGUUCUUUAUGGCUAUCAGCUCCUGCUUUAAUACAGUUAUUCAAUUAAAUAUGCUGACGGAAGCUCCUUGUUCUAUCCGGAUAACAGCUCAUGCCUUAUUACAGUUAUUCAAUUAAAUAUGCUUACGGAAGCUCCGUGUUCAAUCCGGAUAACAGCUCAUGCUUAAAUACAGUUAUUCAAUUAAAUAUGCUAACGGAAGCUCCGUAUUAUAUCCGGAGAACAGCUCAUGCCUUGAUACAGUUAUUCAAUUAAAUAUGCUAAAGGAAGCUCCGUGUUCUAUCCGGAUAACAGCUCAUGCCUUAAUACAGUUAUUUAAUUAAAUAUGCUAACGGAAGCUCCGUGUUCAAUCCGGAUAACAGCUUUUGCUAUGAUAAGUCAGUUGAAUUUCCCGACGGAAUAUCCAUGGUUCUACUCGCACAUCAGUUUGUCUCCAGGUGGCUGACGGAUGGUCCGUGGUACUCUCUGGAUAACAGCUCGUGCCUUAAUACAGUUAUUCAAUUAACUAUGCUAGCGGAAGGUCCGUCGUUUUACUCGGAUAUUAGUUCAUGCCUAAAUAAUUCAUUUAAGUUUGCAGACGAAAGAUCCGUGGUUUUACCAGAAUAUUAGAUUGUGCCUUAAUUAUUCAGAUAAGAUUGCCGACGAAAUGGCCGUGGUUAAAUUCGCACACCAGUUUGUCUCUAAAUAAUUCGUUUUAGUUGGCUUACGGAAUGUCAGUGGUUUUACUUGGAUGUCACAAGUACCUAAGUAAAUUUAAUUCAGUUUGCAGAAGGUAUGUUUAUUUGAUCCGGCAAGUCGCUCCUGUCAAAAUCUUACCACGUGAUAUCCAGUGUUAAUGUUUAUCUACAUAGUAAAAAACAGAACAUAAAACGUCGGUGUUACUUUGACAAUAAAUACUAGUGUUAGAAUAAUAUCCUGCUAUCUAUACUGCUACAAAAUGUAAUCUUAUUACUGAAUCAUUUAUCUUUUUCUUCAUCUCUUUCCAGAAAAUCAGCUUCAGUAAAACUGCAUUGACAAUGAUGACAACGCUUCUACGAUAAUUAAAUAUUCUAUAUUUUAAAAACUUGACACAGACAAAUGCACUUAAAGAAAAUUGCUCUAACAUAGUUUCGUAUAAUCUUCUGAUUCAUAGAUUAACCGGAAACAGACUAGCAAACUUUGCAUUGGUUAUACCAUUUACCUUUUUCUUCAAUGGGAAUUUACGUGUAAAAAGAUAUCACCACCAAGGCUGCUGUCAAAUAUAUUCUUAGUUCCUUCAAUAAAUGGUUUGUGAAUUAUAGUAAUACCGUAAAAAGUUUUUUUUAAAAAUCAGGGUGAAACCAUUUAUUGAUUUAAAAAAAUCUUAUUGAAUUUAUAUUAUUGUUUUAUCCAAUAUGGAUCAUAUAGUAUAGAGGGAUAAGCAACUACCUAGUGGAUAAACUGUUUUCUGUUGGUGUCCAAUUGACAGCCGAUUUUCGAUAGAGUUUAAAUCAUAUAUUUAUGCCGCAAUUGUAAAACAAUACAUUGACAAAAGUAUAGUAAAGUUCAUUAAGAUACUAAAGGACGAUUAAAUAUUUAACCAUUUGCUUUAUUCUUUUCUUUUUUACACUAAUUACAACGGAUAAAAAUAUACCCGUUUACAACUAUCAAAAAGACAAAAUGGCGACUGUUUGGUGGGUAAGAUAACGUACAUUGUAUUGAGUCUCAAGUUGCUUGUCCCAUUAUAUUUUGUCCUAGAUCAAAUGAAAACGGAUGUUACAUGUACAUAUGUACUGUAUUAUAAUAGUUAUUAUCAUUUUAUUGAAUUAGAUAUGCAUGUAUAAAUUUGUUUAGCAAUUUAAGAGUAAAAUGAUACAACAAGAACUAUACGACAAAAGACGAUUAAGAUUUUUGUUAAAUCUAACAAAGUAUAUACUUAAAGUCUAAGUCUUAUAGUUGCAUGUAUUGAAAUUUUGUAAUGUAGUUUGAUUUUGUUUUUCACUUUUUAAUUUCUGCACAAAAAAUUUCAAUUGUAACAUUAAGAAACUUUGAAAGGAUGCUUCCAAAGGAAAAUUUUAUAAAUUUGUACAUGUUAUAGUUUGCUUUUUGUGAUAUCUCAAAUGAUUUUUCAAAUUUAUAUAAUUGUACAUAAUAUAGAAAGAUUAUAGAUGUUUAUUAAUUGUAUUAUUAGUUAUAACGAUUUUGCCAUGUUUCACUCGAGUAGUGUCCCGGGUUAUGCAUUUACAACUUUUUUAUAUAGGACAUAUAACCUGUGAAAAAUCUUUAUAACUUAGUACAUUGUAUAUAACCCUUCAAAACCUCCUUAUGAGAUCCUUGCAUUUAAGGAAAUACAAAUCAUUAUUUUGUUCUGCUUAGUUGUGUUUAUCAGUAGAGGGUUUGUUUGUAUUCAUUAAAGGCCCAUUAAGCUCCAAAUAGCUAAUUUUUCAAGUAACAUUUCAUUUUAUGUCGUCAAUUUUGGCCAUUGUAAGUUUUAGAUCUACUAAUCUUUUUCUUCUUUCGCAAUUUGUUUAAUUAUAGUGAUUAAAUAUUUUGUAUGAAUGUCAUCAAAAUUAUAGUGUUCACAUGUUGCUACCUUUUAAUACAUAAUUGAACAUUUAACUUUUUAACAGGUUUCUAAUGUUGUUUAACAUCUAACAUAGACUAGAGCGCUACUCUUUAUCCAUUUCUACAUUUUAUUGAACACAUGUUUGACCUGUCUAACGAAUGAACAAAUACAUAAUUAUGUCUCCCCCACCUCGGGGGGAGACAUAUUGUUUUUGCCCUGUCCGUCCGUCAGUCCGUCCGUCCGUCAGUCCGUCAGUCCGUCCGUCCAUUCUUCGUUUCCGGACGAUAACUAGAGUUCCUUUUGACCUACAGCCCUCAAACUUCAUAGGAUGAUUGGUCUUAUAGAGCUGAUGAUCCCUAUUGUUUUUGGGGUCAGUAGGUCAAAGGUCAAGGUCACACUGACCGUUGGUCAAUUUCUCGUUUCCGGAUGAUAACUAGAGUUCCUUUAGACCUACAGACCUCAAACUUCAUAGGAUGAUUGGUCUUAUUGAGCAGAUGAUCCCUAUUGUUUUUGGGGUCAGUAGUUCAAAGGUCAAGGUCACAGUGACCGUUGGUCAAUUUCUCGUUUCCGGAUGAUAACUAGAGUUCCUUUUGACCUACAGCCCUCAAACUUCAUAGGAUGAUUGGUCUUAUAGAGCAGAUGAUCCCUAUUGUUUUUGGGGUCAGUAGGUCAAAGGUCAAGGUCACAGUGACCGUUGGUCAAUUUCUCAUUUCCGGAUGAUAACUAGAGUUCCUUUUGACCUACAACCCUCAAACUGGGGGGAGACAUAUUGUUUUUGCCCUGUCCGUCCGUCAGUCCGUCCGUCCGUCAGUCCGUCCGUCCAUUCUUCGUUUCCGGACGAUAACUAGAGUUCCUUUUGACCUACAGCUCUCAAACUUCAUAGGAUGAAUGGUCUUAUUGAGCAGAUGAGCCCUAUUGUUUUUGGGGUCAGUAGUUCAAAGGUCAAGGUCACAGUGACCGUUGGUCAAUUUCUCGUUUCCGGAUGAUAACUAGAGUUCCUUUUGACCUACAGCCCUCAAACUCUGUAUAUAAACCUCCGUCAUUGCCGAUUAACUUGUUCCUUCAAAAGCUUACCCUUGUCUUGGAAAAUUCACCAACAGAAAAUUGCAUAGUUCUAGGAGACUUCAACAUUGACCUCAUUCAAUAUUUAGAACAUCCAUUGACCCACACUAUGUUACGACAUCGCUUUAAACAAAUAAUAAACAAGGCUACUACAGCACACAACACACUUAUUGACCAUAUCUACCAGAGAGGCUUGAUUGUGAAAACGAGUGGAGUCAUCCCAACACACUACAGUUAUCAUGAUUUGACAUACAUUGAAAUUUGAGUUGUCUUUCAAUAGUGUAAAAAAUCUGACAAUAUGAACGUUUGUUUCAAGUAUCAUCAAAAUCCUUCAAAGGGUUGAAGAGUUAUGGAGCAGACACAAUUUCCUUUAAUUUCGUUUGUGAAACUAUAUAUGAUAUGACAUUCAAGUGUCAAGUAGACCUUGACCUUGGAACCAGCCAUACGAAACAUGUACUCUACACGUUCUCUGGAUGUGGUGAAUUUUUGUUUCAAGUAUCUACCAGAGAGGCUUCAUUGUGAAAACGAGUGGAGUCAUCCCAACACACUACAGUUAUCAUGAUUUUACAUACAUUGUAAUUUGAGUUGUCUUUCAAUAGUGUAAAAAAAUCUGACAAUAUGAACGUUUGUUUCAAGUAUCAUCAAAAUCCUUUAAAGGUUUGAAGAAUUAUGGAGCAGACACAAUUUCAUUUAAUUUCAUUUGUGAAACUAUAUAUGAUAUGACCAUCAAGUGCAAUUUCGUUUGACGCCCGCCUGCCAUACGCUGAUUGAAUAACCAGGAUUUUCAAAAUUGAAUACCUGGUUAAAAACAAACAGUUUAGGAAGCAUCUUCUCAUACAACCUAAACAAUAGAAACCAUCCAUAGACAGCCUUCAUUGAAGUGACUACCGGGUAUUUACAUUAUCUUAUCUCCAUUUCCAUUCCUGUUUCCAUUCACAGUUAUUCUCAGCAGUGGGGGAGACAUGCGCUUUUUUACAAAAGCAUCCUCUAGUUUUUAUUCCUGAUGCAUUAUGUGCCUUUAAGAUACAAAUUUGUACAUAAAACCAUUGUUUUCGAAAUCCAUGUUCUAGUCAGUUUUGAUGGUUUUUUUUAAAGGCCCAUAAGCCUUCAGAAUGCUAUCAUUUUUAUUUACAAAAACUUUAUUUUAGGCAUCUUUUAACAGUUUAGAACAAACAUACUCAUUUGCUAUAUAAGAAUUAUCUUUUGUAUCCUUAAUCUGUUGACAAUUGGAAUAAUGAUAGUGAAUAAGCCACACAUUUUUU
Ruditapes philippinarum (Manila clam) is the source of this 9701-nucleotide messenger RNA. RefSeq lists its product as uncharacterized. The transcript is spliced from 2 exons. The coding region runs from base 209 to 2197 and encodes 662 amino acids. The record is from RefSeq and is a predicted model, not a curated record. NCBI's taxonomy places the organism in Eukaryota, Metazoa, Mollusca, Bivalvia, Venerida, Veneridae.